Molecule: messenger RNA, 909 nt
Organism: Fragaria vesca subsp. vesca
Lineage: Eukaryota; Viridiplantae; Streptophyta; Magnoliopsida; Rosales; Rosaceae
Exons: 2
Coding region: 19-909 (296 amino acids)
Source: RefSeq, a predicted model, not a curated record
CCGACGACAAGAGAGAAAAUGUCGGAAAGAGACGGCUCCUCCUCCCAUCACCACCACCACGAUCCUCCGAAGUCGACUCUUGUUCUUCUCAAGCAAGUCCUCCUCGAUUCCCUCAAGAUCAUCCUCAGAAACCCACAAACAUUCCUUUCCAUUUUUGCCCUCACCACCCUCCCCCUCUCCCUCCUCCUCUUCUCCCUCUCCCUCUCCUCCCACCCCAUCAAAUCCCACGUCUACCACCUCGAGUCCCUCGCCUCCCAAGCCCCCACGCGCUUCGAGGCGCGUCAGGUCUGGAAGGAGUCCCGCGACGACGCCGUUUCGCUCCUCCUCCGCAUCAAGCUCCUCUACUUCCUCCCCUCCUACCUCCUCUCCCUCCUCGCCUCCCUCGCCGCCGUCACCGCCGCCUCCUCAGCAUUUCACGGCAAAGCCCCUACUCUCCGCUCCUCGCUCGCCGCCGUCAAGUCCACCUGGCACAGACCCUUCGCCACCAGCAUCUGCGUCUACGCGCUCCUGAUCGCGUACGCUCUCGUCCCACGCACUUUGGCUUUGGCUUUCGCCUCGCCAGGGUCGAGAUUGCUCGUGCGGCUUCUCGGGUCGGGUCUGGAGAUUUAUUUGAUGGCGGUUACGGGGCUUGCUUUGGUUGUGUCGAUCCUGGAGGAGAGGUUUGGCUGGGACGCGAUCCGAGUAGGGUCGGGUUUGAUGGUGGGUAAGAGGAUGUGCGGGUGGGUGUUGUCGGGUUUGUUGGUGAUGAUUACGGCGGUGAUUGCGAGGAAGCUUGAGGAAGUGAUGGACGGUCAGGAUUUGAUGGAGAGGUCGUCGACGGGAACAAUGACGAGAGUCGUCGUGGGCAUUGGAGACAAAUUUGGUUUUGUUCGAUUUUCAGAGAAGAAAUUCAUUGGUGACCGAUUAUGA